Penicillium digitatum Pd1 is the source of this 546-nucleotide messenger RNA. Lineage: Eukaryota; Fungi; Ascomycota; Eurotiomycetes; Eurotiales; Aspergillaceae. The record is from RefSeq and is a predicted model, not a curated record.
AUGGACCCCAAAGUUGGAGUCGGCGUCUUCGUUUUCAAUGCUGCAGGCAAAUUCGUCAUUGGCAAGCGAAAGGGAAGUCUUGGUGCUGGUAUGUACAUCGCAUUUGCACUCACUCCCACACGUGCAACAGAGAAGCCAUUGUACGCAACUAGAAGCAAAGGCUUACGGUUCGUGAUGACAGGCACAUGGGGAUUACCGGGUGGACACCUCGAGUUUGGUGAAUCCUUCGAGACCUGUGCAGCGCGUGAGACCCUUGAAGAAACAGGCCUGAAGAUCCAGAAUGUACGGUUCCUGAAUGCCACGAAUUCAAUCAUGAAAAUGGAGAAUAAACACUACAUUACCAUUUUCAUGGGUGGUGUCUGUGAGGAGGGUGUUGAUCCUCAGGUGAUUGAGCCGGAGAAGUGCGAGGGAUGGGAAUGGAUUUCAUGGGAUGAGUUGCGGAUCUAUGGGGACGAGGAGAGAAAGGCUUGUGUCGGGGUUGAGGGGAGGAGGUUGUUUUCGCCUCUUUUGGAGUUGUUUAGACAGCGUCCGGAGUUUCGGGUUUGA